Messenger RNA from Fonsecaea nubica, 1077 nucleotides. RefSeq lists its product as hypothetical. The coding region runs from base 1 to 1077 and encodes 358 amino acids. The transcript has a single exon. The record is from RefSeq and is a predicted model, not a curated record. Lineage: Eukaryota; Fungi; Ascomycota; Eurotiomycetes; Chaetothyriales; Herpotrichiellaceae.
AUGCCCAUUCCCCCCAAAAUCCUCUCUCUUCUCCGACAGCCACAACACAACGUCCAUCUGCGCGUCCUCAAACGCCAAAUGUCCGACGACGCCGUCACUCUGCCCGAGCUCGAUUUCGACUUGUUCAACUCGUUCCCACUCGCGCAAACCCACAUCGACAGGAACAACUUUGGAAGUGUCGUCUACUCGUCCUACUACCGCGACAAGAGAUUCCUGCGCUUGCAUUUCCUCGUGCCAUACUACCCAGCCCACGAGGGCACGGGCAAGGAGGAAUGGAUGAGGCGAAAGAUGGCCGUGGCGACCUCUGCGAUGGGAUCCCUGCCAAACCUCGCGUCCAUCUACGCGACCGACUAUCAGGGACAACUCCCCUCGCUCAUCCCGACCAUAAUCAACCUACACGCUCCGACACUGCAGGUGCUCAAGCUGCACAGCCUCCCUGUUUUCACCUUCACCCGACCCAAGGGACUGUUGUAUCUGAACACAGACCAAAUACAGCUCAUGGCAACGCAUUUGACAUCGCUCACGCAUCUGGAAAUGGACAUUCCCGCGUUUGGCCCGACCCAGGGUGACGACGACGAUCUUGCCGUCACGCCAUUUUCGUCUCCCACUCCCACAACCACGGCAUUGUCAACAUUGAUCCAGUCCAUAUCCACAAUACGGACGAUCAGACUCUGGAUCGAGGUUCCUACCGAGAAAUCCUGCUUCCAAGACAAAUAUCCCUCCAUGGGGACGAACCCGCCGCCGCUGAAACAGGAUCAACUGUGCCAGGCGGUCGCAAACUUGUAUGCGCUGCUGAUGGAGCGUGCAGAAGGAGAAACACAGACCAAGAUAUUGGACUAUCUAGAGGUUGCUUUCACUCGGUUGGACACGUGGGACCGACAGGGCGCUUACCCGAGAUUCUUGCCCGUCAAAUUGAUUCCCUCGGUCUCCAAAGCUGAUGAUGACCGACAAGGAGGUAAUGGUCCGAAUGAGGGACUGCAAGGAGGGUUCACCAUUGAGCUGGGCGAGUGGCAGAACGACUACGCAGAGGAAGACAUCCAAGACUUCAUCAGCCACACUGUUGGGUUCAUCCAUUAG